This is a messenger RNA of Mustela erminea (ermine), 8896 nucleotides long. RefSeq names its product ADAMTS like 4 (gene ADAMTSL4). Gene Ontology annotation, molecular function: metalloendopeptidase activity. Gene Ontology annotation, biological process: extracellular matrix organization. The record is from RefSeq and is a predicted model, not a curated record. The transcript is spliced from 21 exons. The coding region runs from base 4912 to 8238 and encodes 1108 amino acids. Lineage: Eukaryota; Metazoa; Chordata; Mammalia; Carnivora; Mustelidae. Gene Ontology annotation, cellular component: extracellular matrix.
CGGAAUUUUGCCUAGAACAGGAGCCAGAGAUUGCCUGGGGCUGCUUUGUCCACAGACAUUUACUGAGUGCCUAGGUUGUGCCAGGCCCCAUUCUGCAGUGCUGGAGAUGGGAGUUCACAUCCUAGUAGGGGAAGACAGUAAAUGGCUAAAGAAGUAAAAUAACUUCAGAGUGGUAAGUGCCCUGAGGACCGUGGAUGGGAUGGUACUGUGGAAGGGACACGCCAUGAGAAGGGGUGGCUGGGGAGGGCCUCCUGGAGCCACAACCUGGGGGCUGACCCAGAGGGAACCAGGGGUUCUGCCAUCAGGGGAAACAGUUUUCCAGGCAGAGGGAGCUGCUGAAGCAAAGACCCUGAUGGGAGACCUGGCUCUGACAAGUUCAAUAAGGAACAGAAAGAAGGUUGCUGUGGCCAGAGCUGCGUGGACAGAAGGUGAGAAUGGUGGGAUGAGACCAGGAGGGACGUUCAGGGACAGCAGGAGUCAAGGGCCUUCCAAGCCAUGCUAAGAGUUGAGAUUUUAUUUUGGUCUCAAUAUAAUAGGAAGUUACUGAAGGAAGACACAAAAUGGCUGUUUUGCUAAAGCUCUUUUGUCAAGGCCUUCAAAGCUCGCCUCCGAUGAAAUCUUGCGAAGAUCUAGGUAGGUGAGGGAUGUGUGAAUGUGGGCAGACAGUGUUAAGGAGAAAAAAUAGGGGUCAGACCCAGUUGCUGCAAGUCACAGCCAGAACCCCUUGCUGAGCAGGACAAAAGUGGUCAUAGAGUAAACCCCUGAAAUUAUACACUAAUUCUGUGUGUGUGCAUGCCUUAUUUUAGGGAGUAACCCAGAGUUUUCCAGACUCAGAGGAGUCUGCCACCAAAAAAGGCCAGAAAAGGAGAAUAUUGACCUGUAUGCCUGAUACACACGUGCCGCCUCAGUAAGGACCUGUGCACGAUGCCCUGCAGAGGAGAGUGGGGGGCAGGGCAGGAUGGGAAACUUCACUGAGUACCAUGUGCUUUACCUAUUUUUAAAAGUCCACUUCAGUGUAAAGGACUGAAGCUGGAGAGGAAUGGAUGGGUGGGGAAGAAGGUGCCAAAGCCUUGGUGUGGCCUGGGAGGGGCAGAGACACAUACAGGCUGAUCCUAAAAUUGACUCUCCCACCCCCAGCCUGUGCACACAUGCCUCACGCCUAGAGCAGUCUCACCCUGAGUCCUCAGAGGGCUCGGCUGCCCAGUGAGCACCACCUGCACUGUUCUGGGAGAGUGACAGAAACAGCUCUCCCAAAGAUGCCCUUUGGUCAGGUCACUGAAGCCACUGUCCUCUGUCCAUGCCCCAGGCUCCUCAGAAUCCCGCACCUUCAAAGAGAGAAUCCUGGACCCCCUGAGCACCCCACUGAGUCCCCCAGGAGCUCUUGGCUCAGAUCCAAGCACACUUCAACUCCCAACGGCUUGGUUGGUCAUUUUGCUUUGAAUAGAAGUUCCCCGGUUCUGCCUGGGUUCGUGCCCGGCCCUAGCCUGGCGAAUGGAAGCUGAGAUGGGGCUGUUUUUCUCGAAUUCUCUCCAACAUCUCGGCUUGGAUAUGCUUUGCCUGCCCACAAAUAGGUCUGGCCGGGCCUUCAGGACCCAGCUGUUCUCAGCCAUCAGCCAGGGGUAGGAACCAGCCACCCUCGGGUAUUCUGAUCCCCGGUAAUCUGGGGCCACAAGUCAGGGAGUGGAGUCAGCCGCUGAUGAAAGGUCCCUGGCAGGAUGCAGAGCAGGCUAGGGCCUCCUGGUUCACACUUGAGGAGGGUACCAGGGUGGCUAUGUGCAGGUCAGUUAAACCCCAGAGCUCCUGUCCUGCUGCGGAACAAUUGAGAUCUUUCCACAACCUCCUGAGGCCUCUGGACCACAUGGGAACCGGCACAGCCACUUCCACUCACAAAGCCAAACAGAAUGUUCCUGCCCCUUCUUCUACUCCAGAAUAAGUACAUAAUAACAUCAACCAGUAUUUUGUGGGGAGUCACUGUGGCAGGGCCCGAUUCAGUGAAGACUCCAUGUGUAUCACCUCCCUAAAAGUCCCGCAGAACCUUUAGGUGGUGGCACAAGGAGGUCCCCUUGGCCCGUAGCCAACCAGGGAGCUGCAAUGCGAACCCAGGCAGCCUGGGCACACCAUGCCGGCAGCUGGUCGCAAAUGAAAACAAAGUGAUCUGCAGAAGGACCCUACAACCUCGCACCAAAUGGUAUCCAGUCCUCAGCCUGGUAGCCAGAGAACAAAAGUACGGGUCCUUGACGGUUCCACACACUGAGCUCAGAGCGUGCAGUGUGGGGCGCCUGCCAGCUCUGAAAUAAGGGGACAGCCUGUACUUCUCCAGCCUUCCAGGCUCCCAAAGGCUGCUCAUCACUUUGGAUGACGGUGUCCAUCAGUCCAUCCUGCAGGGGUGCUCGGAGCUGGAAAUCCUGGCUGACCCUCCAAACCUCUUCCCUACCCUGGGCACAGGGCAGGUGUGUGGGAGGUGCCUGGCUGGGAGGCGGGAGACUGGAGGGAGGCCUGGCUGCCUGGCUUAGUGCUUGGGGUCUCCUGCUUCAUUUCUCUCAUCUGAUACAUGGACUAUCUACCAACGCGUCCUCACUUUAUGAGGUUUGGGUGAUGAAUCUGAAAACUCUGUGGAGACUGUGAGGCCCAGGGCGAGUUCACGAAUUUGGCGGUGUGGCGUGUCUCUUAGCCUCUCUCUGCUUGCGUUUCCCAGCCUCUGAGGCGGGACAGGAUGCAGGGAGAGGACAGAGGCCGAACUGGGCAUCACCAACACUCCAUCCCCUGCCUCUGGCCAGUGGCCUCCAGUGGAAGGGACCCUUCCCGCGGGUGGAAGAAAGCAAGACAAUCAGGUGUGAGAGCCUUCCAUUGGCCAGAUUGAGGCGCAGACACCGAGGAGGGCUGAGGAGGAGCUCAGAUAUGUUUUUCUCCUGACACCCGCCCUGGAGCUCAGUCCUCAAGGCUUCAAAGGAAGAGUCUCAGGGCCCAGAUAAGGCAACUCAGUCGUCAAACACAGUCAUCGCUUGGGCACUAGGUACCCGAGAGAGGAGAAAAGCAAGCUGCAAACUGCUCAAGGCAGAAGGCCUGCUGCCCAUGUUAGGACCACAGGGGCGUGGAGCCUGCUGGCCAUGGGCACAGGGAGCAGGCCCAGGGAGGCCAGAGUGGGAAGGCCUUGGAGCCUGGCUGAAGUCCGCACUGACCAGGUGGCCGCUGAGCAGAGACCAGGAAGGGCAGUGGUCACCUGAGAGCCCUGGAAAUACCCUGGGACAAUGGCACCUCCGACUCUAGGUGCACCCAUGCAUCUGUGUGGGGGGGGUACCCUGAGGCUGCGGGAGCUGAGUUGCCUCCCGCCCGUAGCAAGCCUCCACCCUCCUGGCUCUGCCUUUCUGUCCUCAACGUGUUGAGCCUCCCCUCCUGUUCUGCGACACCUGCUGGCCCCAUGCACCCUUUUCUCCCCACAGAGUGCUUUCGCCACUCUCGGAGCUUGCUCACGGCACAGGGCAAACACUUCCUUUUUGGCGUGUGUCCCCAGUUCUUUUGGACUAAUGUCUCUGUGGCCAUUUCGAAGACUUUUGCUAAGGUUUCCCCUCUGCAUACGCCACACACAAGAGGUGACUGAGAGCCGGCCCUGCAGGUGAAACCCAGAAGUUUAAAGCAAAGCUCCGGCCCUGAGCAAUGGAGAAGCCAGUUACUGACGCAGUGCGCUUGCAGUCCGCGGAGAGCCGCAGGGACUAGCAGAGCCGGGUGCAGCUGGAGGGAGAGAAGACCAGCAGGGCUCCCUGAGAGAGGUGCCAGUGGAGCUGACCUUAAAGAAGGUCGGGUGUGAGGAAGGGGAAGGCGAGAAGGCAUUCUGUGGAGGCUGUGAUCACAGUGUCAGGCUUCUGCAUCGAUGUAGGAGGCCAGGGGAACUUCAUUAGGUGAUGGCCAUGGAAAGAACGAGAACACAUAACUAUGUGAAGGCCAGAAAGUCAGUCUCUGGGCUCAGAGCCCUGGAUUUCAUAUCUGUGAAAUGACCUGAGGUCUAACUCUGGCUUUGCCAGGAACUGCCACAAGUGCUUCGCCUGUAAAAUGAAGGACUGGGCAAAAUGUCUCUAACGGUCCACACUAUUCUAGAGCAAGGAGAGAAAGGACUCAGGUGACUCUAGGCUUCCGAAGAACAGUCCCAACAACAGGAGGUGAGAAAUCAGGAGAGGAAUCAGGUUUGGGGAGAAGACUUGAGUUUUAAGUAAACAGGCUGGACCCCACCCUGACCCUGCCUUCCACUAGGCUGACUGGGUCUGUCCCACAGCGUCCCCUCCUCUGGGAGCGUGACCCCACUGGCAGGAAGGUCAGAGCAAGGAAGAGGAACUGGCCUUUGCUCUGGGAGACUUGUCAGCUUCUCCCUCGGUGAAUAAACACCUCUGUUGUCACCCACAUGGUCUUUCUGGAAGAGGAGCUGAUGCUGCAGAGUGCUUGAAGGCUGGGGUGGAAUCCCCUAAAGGGACAGUUGAGUUUCCAUCAUCCCAGGGUAAGGGAAGCUUGAGCAAUAAAUUGUUGGGAAGUAAAUUGAAAUGUGGUUCCUUCAUGCCCAGGUUCCUGCACCUACGUGAGUACCUGGUUCACAGGCAAACCUCCAGGCACUUGAAGUCCCCAAAUGAGCCGUGGCCUGUGGUCAGAGGGCAAGCCCACACUACCUCCUGCCUCGACUCGCCUUGCCUUCACAUCAUGCCCAGACACUUACAUUUCUGACUUCAAGGCCUUGGUGUUGCCACCCAUUCCGGGUUUGGGGUGCAUUCCUCCAGCUACGGAUGGACAGACAUAUCUGCAACCUUGUCAUAGUUAUCAGAUUAGUCCCAUUUUACAGAUAUGAGGAAACAGCACAGAAAGGUGGGAGUCUUCAUCUAAGAUCACGGAGCUGCUCCUGGAGGGAGCCAAGAUUCAAAUCCAGAUCCUAUGACUCACAGAGCGCGCCCACUCCAACCCAGAUGCCUGAGUAGUGUGUUUACUUCCGGUCCCCUCUCCCAGGCCCGGGGCAUCGAGGGAGGAGCGAUGGAGAAGUGGGCGGGCAGGCCUCAGUUGUGUCUGAUGCUGCUUCUGUCCCUCCCUGAGCUCGGCCUGGAUCAGGAGGUGCGCCAGGGACCAGAGGUGUUGUCUGGACACUCUCUUCAGACACUCCCCGAGGAGGGCCAGGGUCCUGAGGGUGUCUGGGGUCCUUGGGAGCAGUGGGCCUCUUGCUCCCAGCCCUGUGGAGUUGGGGUGCAGCGCAGGAGCCGGACAUGUCAGCUCCCUACAGCUCAACUCCACCAGGACCUGCCCUUCCCACCCCGGCCCCCAAGACAUCCAGAAGCCCUGCUCCCCCGGGGUCAGAGCCCCAGACCUCAGACUUCCCGAGGAACCCUCCCCCUGUACAGGCCACAGCCUAGGGGAAGAGGUGGCCCACGUCGAGGUCCUACUUCCCAACUAGGGAGAGCAGAAAUCCGGGAGAUUCCAGGAACUCGGAGGUCCCGGGUUCGAGACCCCAUCAAGCCAGGAAUGUUUGGUUACGGGAGAGUGCCCUUUGCUUUGCCACUGCAUCGUAACCGCAGGCACCCCCAGAGACUGCCCAGAGCUGAGACCUCCCAGACCUCAGAUCUUCCAUCCCUGACUCCAAGAACAGAACCAUUCUCCACAAACCACACAGCUCAAACUCAGCUCGCUCCUACAGAACUUUCUGCCCGGCCCCCACACCCCCCAGCAGAACCCCCAAACCCUGAAACUACUCAGACAGAAGUGCCCUCUAGAACGAGGCCUUUCCCCACGCAGCCCCACCCCAGAGCCCAGGCCUCUGGCACAGAGCCUGCCUCGUCCAUCCCCUACCCAGGAGAAAGUAACUCCUUCCAUGUGUCCCCUCAGCCAAGAAUGCCAGAUUCUCAGGGUUCGGCCAGUCUCCAGGUGGCUGAGAGAUACCCUAAUCUUUUCCUUUCUGUCCCUCGGGGCAGAGGCCACCAGAGCCAGGAGCACUGGAAACCUGGGGGGAAUCUCCAUGGGUCCCUCAUGGAGCCUGCCCCCCACUAUCCAGAUGGCUGGCUGCCUCUGCUGAAUGAUGGCCCCCACUCCAGUUCGCUCUGGAGCCUCUUUGCUCCCAAUAGCCCUGUGCCAAGGUGUUCUGGGGAGAGUGAGCAGCUGAGAGCCUGCAGCCAAGCGCCCUGCCCCCCUGAGCAGCCAGACCCCCGGGCCCAGCAGUGUGCCGCCUUUGACUCCCAGGAGUUCAUGGGCCAGCUCUACCAGUGGGAGCCCUUUACCGAAGUUCAGGGCUCCCAACGCUGUGAACUGAACUGCCGUCCCCGUGGCUUCCGUUUCUAUGUCCGUCACACGGAAAAGGUCCAGGAUGGGACCCUGUGUCAGCCUGGAGCGCUAGAUAUCUGCGUGGCUGGACGCUGUCUGAGCCCCGGCUGUGAUGGGAUCCUCGGCUCUGGCAGGCGUCCAGAUGGCUGUGGGGUCUGUGGAGGGGAUGAUUCCACCUGCCACCUCGUCUCAGGGAACCUCACAGACCGGGGGGGCCCUCUGGGCUAUCAGAGGAUCCUGUCAAUUCCUGCCGGAGCCACGCAGCUCCAGAUUGCCCAGCUCCGGCCCAGCUCCAACUAUCUUGCCCUUCGAGGCCCUGGGGGCCAGUCCAUCAUCAAUGGAAAUUGGGCCGUGGAUCCCCCUGGGUCCUACACGGCCAGUGGAACUGUCUUCCUGUACAACCGGCCUUCCCGAGAGGAGGGCAAGGGGGAGAGUCUGUCAGCCAAAGGCCCCACGACCCAGCCUGUGGAUGUCUAUGUGAUCUUUCAGGAGGAGAACCCAGGCAUUUUUUAUCAGUAUAUUAUCUCUUCAGUUCUUCCAGACCUUGGGAGCACCACCCCAGAGCCCCACUUCCCCCAACUCCAGCCAGAGAUUUUGAGGGUGGAGCCCCCACCCGCUUCGAUGCCCCGCCCUGCCCGGACCCCAGGCACCCUCCAGCGUCAGGUGCGGAUCCCCCAGAUGCAUGCUCCACCCCAUCCCAGGACACCCCUGGGGUCUCCAGCUGGAUACUGGAAGCAAGUGGGACACUCGGAGUGCUCAGCAUCCUGUGGAAAAGGUGUUUGGCGCCCCAUCUUCCUCUGCAUUUCUCGUGAGUCAGGGGAGGAGCUGGAUGAACACAGCUGUGCCAUGGGCGCCAGGCCCCCAGCCCCCCUGGAGCCCUGCCAUGGUCCUCCAUGCCCCCCAUACUGGGAGGCAGGCGAGUGGACGUCCUGCAGCAGCUCUUGUGGCUCGGGCACCCAGCACCGCCAGCUGCGCUGCCGCCAGGAGUUUGGGGGCGGCGGCUCCUCGGUGCCUCCCGAGCGCUGUGGACACCUCCCUCGGCCCAAUGCCACCCAGCCCUGUCAGCUGCGCCUCUGUGGCCACUGGGAGGUUCGCUCCCCCUGGAGCCAGUGCUCAGUGCGGUGCGGGCGGGGCCAGAGGAGCCGGCAGGUUCGCUGUGUGGGGAGCAACGGUGAUGAAGUGAACGAGAGGGAGUGUGCGUCGGGCCCCCCGCGGCCCCCCAGCAGAGAGGCCUGUGACAUGGGGCCCUGUACCACAGCCUGGUUCCACAGCGACUGGAACUCCAAGUGCUCAGCGGAGUGUGGGACAGGAAUCCAGCGACGGUCUGUGGUCUGCCUUGGGAGUGGGGAGUCCCGUGGGGCAGGCCAGGAGGAAGCAGGAGUUGGGACCACUGAGCAGAGCUGUGCACCGGGAAGCCGUCCCCCGGACAUGCGUGCCUGCAGCUUGGGACCCUGUGAGAUGACGUGGUGCUGGUAUACGGGGCCCUGGGCCGAGUGCUCCUCAGAAUGUGGCUCUGGCACACAGCGUAGAGACAUCAUCUGUGUAUCCAAACUGGGUAUGGAGUUCAAUGUGACUUCUCCCAGCAACUGCUCCCACCUGCCUAGGCCCCCUGCCCUGCAGCCCUGUCAGGGGCAGGACUGCUACGACCGAUGGUUUUCUACGCCCUGGAGUCCGUGCUCUCGCUCCUGCCAGGGGGGUAUUCAGACGAGGGAGGUCCAGUGUCUGACCGCCAACCAGACCCUCAGCGUCCGAUGCCCUCCUCACCUGCGGCCCUCCAGGAAACGACCCUGUAACAGCCAGCCCUGCAGCCAGCGCCCCGAUGAUCAAUGCAAGGACAGCUCUCCACAUUGCCCCCUGGUGGUACAGGCCCGUCUGUGCGUCUAUCCCUACUACACAGCCACCUGUUGCCGCUCUUGUGCCCAUGUCCUGGAGCGUUCUCCCCCAGAGCCUGCCUGAAAUGGGUACAGGAGACCCUCUCCUCAUGGUUUCCUCAUGCCACCAUCAGUCACCCACCCAUCAGCCCACUCUGUACUCUCUGGCUCUCCGGCCUGCCCUAGUCUCAUCAGGGGUGUCCCCUAGGAUGGUUGAAGGUGGCAAAGACGACUGUCAAGAUAUGUGGCUGUGUGUGUGUGUGUGUGUGUGUGUGUGUGUGUGUGUGGUGUGAUGGUCCGUGUGCACACGUGCACCACAUGGGUAUUGGGGGCCUGCAUGGAUGGAUGUGCUCAUACACAUACUAUUUUUCAAAAAAAGAAGUGAAACAGACUGAAGAGGAGUGGAGAGUGGACGAUGCCUGUUUCCCUGAGACUUUUCUAGGCUGAGAGGAAAGCAAGUUUGCAGCUCCUUAGUAAUCCAAACUGCACAGCAUCUGGUCUCCCCAUCAACCUGACUUUGUGCCCUAAACUUCAGUUCUCAUGUUCAGGCCUCACCUCUUCUAAAGCACCAUUUACCAUCUGAUCCCUCCUCCCCACACUUAGUCUCUCCAUCCCUACCUCUCAGAAUCAGCUAGGGAUGGGCGUAAGCCACUGCCAGUCCUGCCUUACCCCAGGAAGAGAGACUAUCUCCCCAGAGCAGGGACCAGCUGGGCAGAGGAUGGAAAAAGAAAAAAAUAGAACAA